Polistes dominula (European paper wasp) is the source of this 803-nucleotide messenger RNA. RefSeq names its product frataxin (gene fh). NCBI's taxonomy places the organism in Eukaryota, Metazoa, Arthropoda, Insecta, Hymenoptera, Vespidae. Gene Ontology annotation, biological process: iron incorporation into metallo-sulfur cluster; intracellular iron ion homeostasis. The record is from RefSeq and is a predicted model, not a curated record. Gene Ontology annotation, molecular function: ferric iron binding; ferroxidase activity; 2 iron, 2 sulfur cluster binding. Gene Ontology annotation, cellular component: mitochondrion.
CAUAAAAUCAUUAUCUAUUCUACUAUCAACAACGUGUUGUUAGAAUUUUUAAAACGAUUCCUUUCAUACUACUUUAGUCUAUGGUUUAUUUCGUACUUUAAUUUGUUUGGUCAAUACGAGAAAUUUUAUUAAAAUAGAUCAUGUUUAAAAUAGUGAUACGUGCUAUUAUACCAAGGAAAGUGUCAAAUGAAAUAUCAACUAAAACAACGUGUGACAUUUUAUCACGAAAACUUUCUGUUGAUUAUAAAAAUAAUUUCAGAGGUUAUGGUAGUGUAUAUUCUACAAAACACAUAAAUAGAAAUAAUAAUUUGUUUUAUCAUGUACCACUUUUCUUCUGUAGUUCAAACGUUGAUCAUAUGAACUUAGACAAAAGUCUUACUCUUGUUGAGUUUGAAAAGAUUUCAGAUGCAACUCUUGAAUCCUUGACUGAAUAUUUUGAUGAAUUGAUAGAAGAAGCUGUAGAAUUGGAAGAUGCAGAUGUUUCUUAUGGAGACGGAGUACUGACCGUGAAAUUUGGUAAUCCAUAUGGUACAUACGUUAUAAAUAGACAGACUCCAAACAGGCAAAUUUGGCUUUCUUCUCCAACGUCUGGACCAAAACGUUACGAUUUUGUAAAGGGUAAAUGGGUCUAUAAAUACGAUGAUAAAACUUUACACGAGCUUUUAAAUAAUGAAGUAUCAACUAUUGUAAAAAAGGAAGUAUCUUUUGACAAAUGCUUUUACAGUGGUAAAGAAUAGUAUAAUUAUAUCAGUAUAUAUUGAAAUACUUUUAAUCACUUAAAUACUUAAAACUGCCAAUUUUAA